This is a messenger RNA of Rubroshorea leprosula, 958 nucleotides long. NCBI's taxonomy places the organism in Eukaryota, Viridiplantae, Streptophyta, Magnoliopsida, Malvales, Dipterocarpaceae. The record is from the annotation of a GenBank genome assembly.
AAUUGAAACCAACCUUAAGCUUCUUUUAUCUCCACUCUAAAGGUAACCCUGAUUAUUGCUGACUUCAGCAUCGGAGUGUCUACCCCGAGAACCCACCUCGGGGCUUUGCAGGUACAUUCGUAGUGAAGAUGCGGACUGAAGAAGGAUUUCUGGUUUGGUGCAAUUACAUUGGCGCCGUCUGUGGGAACUCGAAUAAAAAGCUUUAUUUCUAUGUUGAUCCGGUUGGUCGGAGGGAAGAGAAGAUGAGUGAAAGGCUCAUGGCUGAUUCUUUUGAGUCGCAAAAAGCUCAAACACGAGCUAUCGAGGUCAACCAUGAGCUGCAAAGGUUGAGCAUGAAGUGUAGAGCUCCAAACGAGCUGCCGAGCUCAAACACGAGCUGCAAAGGUCAAGCACGAAGUGCAGGGGUUGAGAAUGAGCUGCAGAGCUCAAACACAAGCUACAUAGCUCAACCACGAACUGCAGAGCUCAAACACAAGCUGCAGAGCUCAAGCACGAGCUGCAAAGGUCGAGCACGAAGUGCAGGGGUUGAGAAUGAGCUACAAAGCUCAAACACAAGCUGCAGAGCUCAAGCACGAGCUGCAGAGGUCGAGCACGAAAUGCAGGGGUUGAGAAUGAACUACAAAGCUCAAACACAAGCUGUAGAGCUCAAGCAUGAGCUGCAGAGGGGUCGAACACGAAGCGCAGAACUCAAGCACGAGCUGCAGAGGUCAAACACUUACUGCCAAGGUCAGCCACGAGCUGCAGAGGCCGAGCAUGAAGUGCAGAACUUGAACACGAGGUGCAGAGGACGAGCAUGAGUUGGAGGAUGUGCAGCACGACCUGUAAGGUGCCAACACCCUAAACAAGGUGCCGACACCUUUCCUGCAUCUGUCCUCAAGAGUCCGUGUCGGGUUUUAGUCCGUGUCGGGUUUUUGUCCUUCUCUGCAAAUUUUGUUAACGAUAAAAUUACAAUCCCGAC